GGUCGGCGGCGCCGGCCUGAGCAUGCGCAGUGCCUAUUUGGGCCGGCGCCCGGGCGGCAGGAGAGACAUGGCGCGAGUUGUCGGGUUGGUGUCGGCGCUGUUGCUGCGGGUGGCGAGCCGGAGUUCGUGCGCCGAAGUCUGCCGCCCUCAGAGGAGGUAUUGGGCUCCUGUUCCCCAAAGCCAACCCAAAGCUUGUUACAGUGUAUGUACAGCGCCAUCUGAAACUGUCACUUACCAGGAAUUAAAGCAGUUGCUCAAAUUGAACAAAAUUGUUCUGAUUGAUGUCAGAGAACGCUGGGAACUUGAGGAGCAUGGGAAGAUACCCGGAUCCAUAAAUAUACCACUGGGUGAAGUGGAACAAACCUUGCAGCUGGAUCCCGAACGUUUUAUGGAAAUGUACAAAGAAAAAAUGCCAAGCAUGUCAGAUAAAAUUGUUUUUUCAUGUUUGGGAGGACUCAGGAGUAAAAAGGCCUUAGAUACUGCUACAUCUUUAGGCUACAGUAGAGCUGUACAUUUCCCAGGUGGUUGGGAGGAAUGGCAAUCCCGUGAACUUUCUGAGAAAAAAGGAUAAGCCAUUUCAGGGGUUUCUUAUGGAACGAAUUCCAAACGAGUAUGAGAGACUCAAAUCUAUAAAUGAAAUAUGUUCUUUCUAGUUUAUAAUACAUUGAGAAUUUACACAUGUUAUAUCUGUGUGUUUAUAAUUCUGAUACAUUGUUUACAUAUGUUUCCACAUAUGUAAACAAUGUUUGAGCACAAAAUUUGAAAUUUAAUAAAUUUUGAAGUUUUUUUUGUUUGAAAAUAGCAUUGUUUUGUGCAUUGUUCAUGGUAGAUCAGUUGAUGGAACUAACAAUCUAAUGGUGGCAUAAACUCUUAAGUGUUCUUUUGAAUAAAAUCCUGAAGUCAAAAUUCAAAAGUGUAAAGUAAAUUUGUUC
Molecule: messenger RNA, 932 nt
Organism: Mobula hypostoma (lesser devil ray)
Lineage: Eukaryota; Metazoa; Chordata; Chondrichthyes; Myliobatiformes; Myliobatidae
Gene: tstd3
Product: thiosulfate sulfurtransferase like domain containing 3
Exons: 4
Coding region: 23-571 (182 amino acids)
Molecular function (GO): thiosulfate-cyanide sulfurtransferase activity
Source: RefSeq, a predicted model, not a curated record